CGUCUCCGUAAUAAAACUCGCGUUGAAAGUGCUUUUCAAAAUAAAAGUGUUGAAUUAAAUAUUUAAAAAUGGAGUUAAACGAGACUCUUAACAGUAAUAGUUUAAAUUUUAAUGCAAGUGACUCGGAAGAAAAUUGUACAAACAGUGGAGUACCAGUUUCUGAUUUUCUUCAUCAAUUUCAAUUGUAUUAUUUCCCAACUUUAUGUAUUCUGGGAAUUAUUGGAAAUAGUUUAUCAGUCGUGGUUUUUUAUAAAACGAAAUUAAGGAAAGUAUCCUCUUCUUAUUAUUUGGCUUCGCUGGCGAUUAGCGAUAAUGUCUUUUUGGUAUGUUUAUUCAUACCUUGGUUAACACCUUAUUUGGAAUUUGACAUUUUCAAUUUGCCUAUUAUUUGCGAAACAUCCACUUAUAUAACUUCUCUAACUAGUUUCUUAUCGGUUUGGUUAGUUCUUGCUUUUACAGUCGAACGAUUUUUAGCUGUUGUUUAUCCUUUACAUCGACAGACAGUUUGUUCGAUUUCGCACACGAAACGAGCUAAGUACAUCGUAAUCGUCCUCCUUCUAUUUGGAAUGUUAAUAAACUUUCCGGUUUUAUUAUUCGUUGGGAUCUCACGUAUAAAUUGCGAAGAUAGAUGUUGUCUUCAACCGGAAUGGGAUAACGAAGCUUAUAUUUAUAACAUAGUCGACAGCUUGGUUACAUAUGUUUUACCUGUAACUGGGAUUGCUAUUUUAAACGGUUUCAUUAGCAGACAUAUGUGGUCGAUGGCUCAAGUAAGAAGACGAUUAACCAAUCAAAAUUCAGCUGCUAAGGAAGAAGACACGAUGACCAGCAAGUACAAGAAAAAAUCUUCAACUUCUUUGGCCCAAUAUAAAUUUACUAAGAUGUUAUUGGUGGUUUCGACGACUUGUUUAUGUUUAAAUUUGCCAAGCUAUGUCAUGAGGAUUAUGGCUCUUAUUCCCGUUGUUAAAGAUGAAAUUUCGCAAACUGAGACAGUCCUAGGAACAUUCCUUCAUCUUCAACAAUACGCGCAACAGAUGUUUUACGCCAACUUCGGUAUAAAUUUUAUUCUCUAUUGCAUAAGCGGCCAGAACUUUCGGAAAGCUGUUAAAAGCUUAUUGUUUCCAAGAAAAUUCAGAAGGAGAAACACAUCAGCUUUAGAUAGUAGAACUCAGUCUACGUCCACUUCAAUGAUCAUUUCCAAAAAGAAACGCCACAAUAUUAAUAUGGAGAAUACCGAAUCAAAUUCUAAUACACAAAUUAUCGGCUUAAAGGGUAUCGAUCGAGCGUUAUAUGCCUAGAUAAUUAAACGUUACUCAUUAUACAAAACAAUCUAGUCUUAAAAAUACUUAAUUGGUGUUAAAAAAUGAAUAUUAUAUCAUAUUAGUUAUGAUAACUAGUGAAUUAGAAAUAUAAUUGUAAUCGUAAUAAAUAAUUUUUUG
Molecule: messenger RNA, 1436 nt
Organism: Onthophagus taurus
Lineage: Eukaryota; Metazoa; Arthropoda; Insecta; Coleoptera; Scarabaeidae
Product: thyrotropin-releasing hormone receptor
Biological process (GO): G protein-coupled receptor signaling pathway
Cellular component (GO): plasma membrane
Molecular function (GO): G protein-coupled receptor activity
Source: RefSeq, a predicted model, not a curated record